GGGCAGCCUGGGGUUCCUGCAGCAGCCACUGCCCUCCUACACAGCCCUAGUCUCUCCUACCUCCCACCAUGUUGGAUGGUACCCCCCACCUGCUGACACUGGAUGAAGCUGAUGUCACCUGGACGCUCAUCAAGGAUAAGGUUAUCGAGGAGCGCUUUGGAAGCAAUGUGGUGGCAGUGCCUUUCCUGUCGGACGCCACCUGCUACGAUCUAUUGGGUGUGUUAAUAAAACAGUCCCGCCCAGCGCACACCCGCCUGGUCCUGCCGGGGCGGCAGGGCCGGCGGGCACUCCAACCGGUGGGGCCACUCCCCAGCCUUCUGGAGCAGGCAGGAUCUGAGGGUGCCUUUGCCCACUGCACCCGGGAAUACUCACCCAAUGGCAGAGCAGAGUUAGCCUAUGAAGAAAUGCGUCUGCUGGAUGGGCAGCCCUGCCGGAUCCGCCUACAUAUGGGAGGCCUGCGUAAGAAGGUAGCCUUUCUUCUGCUGCCACCAGGGCAGGUGAGCCUACAGCAGAGUCUUCCCUGGCUCCGAAGUACCCACAGCGUCUAUGUCAUCUACCAGGUCUUCUCCUGCUCCUGGCUACAGAUGGGACUGUCGCCUACAGCCCGUGAGCCCCAGCUGCUCCGGUUACAACGGUCACUGCCUAUUGCCUUUUCCUGCCUAAAGUUUGCACUGCAGCCCAAGGGAGUGCUGGGACCACAGAAGUCCCUGGCCAAAGAUCCACUGCCCCAUGGUGCCACCUGGGUCAGACCGAACCUCAGCAUCAUGCCACCUCUGGCCCCCGUAUCAAACCCUGUCAAUAGCCCCGAAGCUGCUGCUCUGCCCCCACCUGUCCCAGCCCCACCCACACCACCACCCCAGGAAGGGCCAGAUGGCAGACCCACAAGAGUCUCCUACAAGGGUCGAAACCCCUUCCGAAGGGGGCCCCAGAUGUUGUCAGAGAACUGGCUCUUCAGUCCCCGCAGCCCCCCACCAGGAGCUCAGGGUGGGGGCCCCGGGGACCCCGACCGGCACUCCAUGUCCCUGCCCCUGCUGCAGGGUCUGUCCUCAGAGUUCGACAGCGACGACUGAAGCCGAGGCAAGAGACGCUGGGGGCAAGACCCCCAAGGUCUGGCAUAGGGAUACUGGUCCCCAAUAAACAUCAGCUGCUGCUCCCCAAA
Erinaceus europaeus (western European hedgehog) is the source of this 1159-nucleotide messenger RNA. It is a transcript of the gene C17H11orf42, whose product is annotated as chromosome 17 C11orf42 homolog. The transcript has 3 exons. Lineage: Eukaryota; Metazoa; Chordata; Mammalia; Eulipotyphla; Erinaceidae. The coding region runs from base 69 to 1070 and encodes 333 amino acids. The record is from RefSeq and is a predicted model, not a curated record.